This is a messenger RNA of Saxophila tyrrhenica, 855 nucleotides long. RefSeq lists its product as uncharacterized. The transcript is spliced from 2 exons. Lineage: Eukaryota; Fungi; Ascomycota; Dothideomycetes; Mycosphaerellales; Extremaceae. Gene Ontology annotation, molecular function: oxidoreductase activity. The record is from RefSeq and is a predicted model, not a curated record. The coding region runs from base 1 to 855 and encodes 284 amino acids.
AUGGCCACCCCCGUCUGGUUCAUCACGGCCGCCUCCAGUGGCUUCGGCAAAUACACCGCUCUUGAAGCGCUGAAGAAUGGCCACAGAGUCAUUGCCACCGCUCGCAGCUCCAAAAAGAUUGAACACCUGAAAGAGAAGGGCGCGGUGACAAUGGACCUUGACGUUGUGCAGCCACUGGAAGAGAUCCAGACUAUCGUCAAAGAAGCCCACAGCAAGUUCGGUCGCAUCGACUACCUCAUCAACGCUGCUGGCUAUAUCCUCGAGGGUGCUAUCGAGGAGGCUAGUCCGAAAGAAACCUACGAUACUUUCAACGUCAACGUCUUCGGGAUCCUGAACGUCACCCGCGCAGUGCUACCCUACAUGCGCGAGCAGAAGUCCGGCGCGAUCGCCCACUUCGGCUCCGUGGGCUCCUGGGGCGGUGCACCAGCUGGAGGCCUCUACUGUGCCACCAAAUGGGCCAUCACUGGCGUGACCGAGAGCUUGCGUCCGGAAGUCGCACCCUUCGGCAUCGACGUGUGUGUCAUCGAGCCAGGCUACUUCCGCACCGGGUUCCUGAACGCUGGGGCUCGUGUCUCGACCGAGAAGCGGAUUCAGGCGUACGAUGAGACAACUGCGGGCCAGGUCAGAGCUGUGUAUGAUGAGCGGGCGAGCAAGCAGCUCGGGGAUGUUGAGAAGGGGUGUAAGGUCAUCUUUGAGGUCAUGGCGAAGAAGGGAGGGAAAGAGGUGCCGAUGCGGUUGGUGCUGGGAAGUGAUGCGUAUGAGAUGAUUAAGGCGAAGUGUGACUCGACGAAGGAGUUGUUGGAGGAGUGGAAGGAGGUGAUUGUCAGUACUGAUCAUGAGGUGAAGUAUUAUUGA